AUGUCCAAUGGAAUUGUAAAUGGUGCCGGAUUGGAGACUCAGUUUGCCUCUCUCGGUAUCAAUGGCGCAAAAUCUGCCUAUGUCCCUCCUCAUAUGAGGAACUCGCAGCGGGCUGCCUCCAAUCCCCCCGUUCCUACUAACGGGACCGGCUGGGACGACUCCCGCUCUUCCACUCCUUCGCGUGGCGGCUACGGCAGCGCUCCUAGAGGCGGUGGAGACCAGUGGGGUGCAAGGAGUGUCUCCACGCACGCUGGCCGCGGCGGUGGAGCAUGGGCCGAUCGCCCCCAGUCCAAUGGCUGGCAGGGCAACGGUGGACCCCGCGGUGGAAGCGACAGUGGCCCCCGUGAGUCCUUCGGUUAUGGCUCCUGGCGCGAUGGCAAGCAUGUCACCGGCGGUCGCAACAUGCGCAUGGAGAAGGAAUUGUUCGGUGAAGAGAACGACCCCUCCAAGCAGCACACUGGCAUCAACUUCGAAAAGUACGAUGAUAUCCCCGUCGAGGCCACUGGUGCUGGUGUACCAGACCCUGUGACGCAGUUCACGACCCCUCCGCUCGACCCGGUGCUUCUGGAGAACAUCGGCUACGCUCGUUACACCACUCCCACUCCCGUUCAAAAGUAUUCGAUCCCUAUCGUGGCCGCAGGCAGAGACCUGAUGGCUUGUGCUCAGACGGGUUCUGGGAAAACCGGCGGUUUCCUCUUCCCCAUCCUUUCUGCCUCUUUCACCAAUGGCCCUCGCGCUCCACCUGCCGACGUGGGCCCCGGCUACGGUCGCCGCAAGGCAUACCCCACUGCUCUCAUCCUCGCUCCUACUCGUGAGCUCGUCAGCCAGAUUCACGACGAGGCACGCAAGUUCUGCUACCGCUCUUGGGUCCGCCCCGCUGUCGUCUAUGGCGGUGCCGACAUCAAUCAGCAGCUGCGGCUUAUCGAGCGUGGCUGCGAUCUUCUCAGCGCUACUCCUGGUCGUCUCGUGGACCUGAUCGAGCGUGGCCGCAUCAGCCUGGCCAACAUUCGCUACCUCGUCCUUGACGAGGCUGACCGUAUGCUCGACAUGGGUUUCGAGCCUCAGAUCCGUCGGAUCGUGCAGGGCGAGGACAUGCCCGGUGUCCAGGAGCGUCAGACACUCAUGUUCUCCGCGACCUUCCCCCGUGACAUUCAAAUGCUGGCCCGCGACUUCAUGAAGGACUACGUCUUCCUCUCUGUCGGCCGUGUCGGCUCCACCUCGGAGAACAUCACUCAGCGCGUCGAGUACGUCGAAGACCAGGACAAGCGCUCUGUUCUUCUUGACGUCAUCCAGGCUAGUGGUGAUGGCCUCACGCUUGUCUUCGUCGAGACCAAGCGCAUGGCCGACAUGCUCUCGGACUUCCUCCUUGCCAGUAACCUCCCGGCCACCUCCAUUCACGGCGACCGUACUCAGCGCGAGCGUGAGAUGGCUCUCCAAACCUUCCGUACCGGCCGCACCCCCAUCCUGGUCGCGACCGCUGUCGCUGCCCGUGGUCUCGAUAUCCCCAACGUCACCCACGUCGUGAACUACGACCUCCCGUCCGACAUCGACGACUACGUUCACCGUAUCGGUCGUACUGGCCGUGCCGGUAACGUCGGUGUUGCGACCGCUUUCUUCAACCGUGGCAACCGCAACAUCGUCCGGGACCUCAUUGAGUUGCUCCGCGAGGCCAACCAGGAGAUUCCCGCCUGGCUCGACACUGUUGCUACCGAGAACAGCUUCGGUGGAGGUGGAGGCUUCCGUGGUCGCGGCGGACGCGGUGGAGGCCGUGGUCGUGGCGGCAACCGUGACGCCCGUCAGGGCGGCGGAGGUGGCGGCUUUGGCGGGCACCGUGGCGGAGGUGGAGGCGGCUACGGUGGUCCCCAGUACGGCGGUGGAAACCAUGGCGGCGGAGGUGGAGGCAGCUGGUGGUAA
Molecule: messenger RNA, 1914 nt
Organism: Epithele typhae
Lineage: Eukaryota; Fungi; Basidiomycota; Agaricomycetes; Polyporales; Epitheliaceae
Product: ATP-dependent RNA helicase ded-1
Exons: 4
Coding region: 1-1914 (637 amino acids)
Cellular component (GO): nucleus
Molecular function (GO): ATP binding; RNA helicase activity; RNA binding
Source: RefSeq, a predicted model, not a curated record